This is a messenger RNA of Meloidogyne enterolobii, 603 nucleotides long. The record is from the annotation of a GenBank genome assembly. Lineage: Eukaryota; Metazoa; Nematoda; Chromadorea; Rhabditida; Meloidogynidae.
UACUCAAUAAAUUCUAGUUUUAAUUCUAAUUUUAAGAUGGAAGGUGUUCAGCAAAAUAUUCACAGCAGAAUCGACUCAAAUAUAAAGAUGGAAGAAGCUCGUGGUGAAGAUUCAUGUGAAGAACCAAUAAUUGUGAUAAGUUCGUUGGAUGAAAUUAAUGCAGCGGGUAAUAGUGAACUAUUAACUACAAGACAACCCUACGGUGACACUUGCUUUCCAAGUGGAAGCAAUGGUGAAGAUGUCAUGCCAAUUCUUGAACAGAUAAUGCCUACAUCGAAUACUUUACAUACAUCAACUGGGAAAGAAUUGACAAUUAGCGAUUUAGAUAUGAAGACGGGGAAAGGGGAAAAUAAAAUAAAUAUUGCGCAAAAUAAAAGGAGAGAAGAAAGGAAAGGAAACAGACGACUAUUGAAUUUGGAUGCUAUAGCGGGUCUAAAAGAUUUGGAUGAAAAUAGUUUAUAUAUAAAAAAGGAUAGUAAUAGCACAAAGAUUUAUGAUCGUAACACUGUGCACUGCCCAAAGUGUCCGUUCCGUACACAGAGCAGACUUCGUUUAGCACCGCAUAUGGCUGGACACGAAAGGCAAGAUCAAACGAUAUUUUAG